Messenger RNA from Moneuplotes crassus, 1500 nucleotides. The record is from the annotation of a GenBank genome assembly. NCBI's taxonomy places the organism in Eukaryota, Ciliophora, Spirotrichea, Euplotida, Euplotidae.
AGAAAAUCAGUAUGAAUAGUUCAAAUCCUCGGAUUCCUUUAAAAGGGAUCCUACAUCCAGAGACUAAUUCAAAGCCUGAGAAGGUUAAAAGAGUCAUAAUAAGCGAAAUUCGGGAAAUUAAUAAGCCUAUUCUGAAACAACUUAAUUUUUUCUUCCAAGAUGAAGAAAGCCCUCAUGAAUUUUCCCCUGGAGCAGAUUUUUAUGAAAGAAGACAUUCUUCAGGAACUCAAGACGAUAUUGAAAAAGAGAGAAACCCCGGGGAGCCCUUAUUCCCAUAUCCACCAAUAAUAUACUCAGAGAAAAAGGAGAAUGAUAUCUCAAAGUGGUUUCAUAUAGCACAAAAGGCGAACAUCACCAACAAUUUGCCAGGCAAGGGGCAUAAUCUUAAAGAUAUCCUUGAGCUCCGCAAGGAAGACAAGGAUAAACAUCAGAGGUUGCUCUAUGCCUUUACUACUGGAAAAAGAUAUUCAGAAGUGCUUCAAAUGGAUCAGUUUGAAUUCUUCAAGAAAAAUGCUAAAUCGCCAAAAACUGGCAAAUCAAAGAAUGGAAUGAAGGGUACAAAGACAUACAAAUUCAGCAAUAAUUUUAAUACUGAAAACACUCCUCAGGUCUUAGGUGAUGAUAAAUAGCUCAAAGAUGGCAUCUAAUAACAUUGCAAUCAGAAUAGAUGAUGUUUCAUCCCCAUUCAUAGCCCAUAAAAGAGGAAAUCAGACCCAGAAGUCUAUGGAUAUACUCAAAGCUGACUGUAAGAGUACCCCUACCAAGACUGGCAUGGCUCUCAGUAAAUUUACAGACAAAUUUUACAUUAAUAAGGACCAUCAGAAAAGAAGCAAACUAAACUCCAUCAUCAAGCUUCUUAAGAACCAGAAGGAAACCAAGAGGGCUAAUAGAGUCAAGAAGUUCUUCAAGGUUGAUAGGAAGAAAGCAAAUGAUAAUAAAUUCUACGGCAAAAGGUCUAGUCAACCAAAUACGAGACAAUCCACAGCUAGCUGAACUACUCGUAUAACAAGGAGUGUUCAGCCAAAACUUAUGCUGAAUGAUAGCUCCAAGCUCAAUAGAUGCUUUAAUAUUCAUUGAAAGGAAAUAGCUAAAAUUGAAAGAAUGAGGAAAGCUUUUAAUAAGACUCAAUCGCAACCCACCUCUCCUGCUAGUAAGGCUGGAUCUUUCGAAAGGAGACUAUCAAAUUCUAUGAGAAGUGAUUUAGAAGAAUACUCAAAAACAGCAAAAGGACUGAGGUCAGCUUCCAAAUUAUCAAAAUUUCGAGAGAUCCAAUUCAAACCAAACAAGACUCAACUUAUUGCUGAUUUCCAAGAUGAGCAGAUCCUAAAGGAGACAUGUGCUCCUGGCAUCAGAAGACUGGUUAAUUUCUACAAUAACUUCCAAGACAUCAGGUGCCAGCUCAGAUCUUCCAGAAGACUCUUGGGCCAGAAGUCUAGCUCUGUUUGCUAGCUUUGGCCCUAAGAUUCCCACCAUAUUGAUAUGUGCGUACAUGAAAUUACA